Molecule: messenger RNA, 1182 nt
Organism: Myiozetetes cayanensis
Lineage: Eukaryota; Metazoa; Chordata; Aves; Passeriformes; Tyrannidae
Gene: TSPAN8
Product: tetraspanin 8
Exons: 8
Coding region: 221-943 (240 amino acids)
Cellular component (GO): membrane
Source: RefSeq, a predicted model, not a curated record
GGUAGUGCUUCCUCAAUGCUCUGGUUAAUGUUUACCUGUGGCAAAGGAACUAUUUAGUUGCUGAUAACUUGGUCAUAACUUUUGCUUUCAGUAGCAGAGCAUGGUGUAUUUGACGUGGUUUGAGAGGUUUUCUGAAGACACAAACCCAACUUUUGUAUCAAGGUCAAACUCUUAGGAAACCUUCUUCUGUGGUGCUCGUUUUUGUCUCAGCUUGUUGAAAAUGGCGGGUGUAAGCAGCUGCAUGAAGUAUUCCAUGUUCAUCUUCAACUUUUUAUUUUGGUUGUGUGGUUCCAUUAUUUUGGGAGUCUCCAUAUGGAUACGUGUUAGUAAAGAUGCUCAGCAGGAGCUGGAGAUAGACAGCAGCCUGUUUGCAGGCGUUGAUCUGCUGAUAGCCGUGGGCUCCAUCAUUAUGGUCCUUGGGUUUCUGGGGUGCUGUGGUGCUGUAAAGGAGAGCCGGUGCAUGCUGCUUUUGUUUUUUAUUGGACUGCUUCUGAUCCUGAUUCUUCAGGUCACAGGAGGUAUUUUAGGAGCAGUGUACAGAUCUCAGGCUGAAAAAGUCCUUGACGAGGCUUUAAUGAGUAGUGCGAAAAAACUGCAAGGCUCCACACAAGAUUCUAAAGCAUUUCAGGAGAAGUUCCAGAAAUUUGAGAGAGAGAACCAGUGCUGUGGAUUGCUGAAUGGACCUAAAGACUGGGGAGACAAUUUUAAAAACCCUUCCGGUAGCUAUAAAAUCUGUCAGUGUGAACUAGAGAAGCCAUCACAAGACGUUUGCACUGACUUUGAAGGCAGACUGAUCUAUAAAACGCCUUGUGGAGAAGUGAUUGUCAAAUACAUUAAAGAUCAUCUGGUCAUAAUUAUGGGGAUCGCCUUUGGACUGGCUGUUAUUGAGAUUCUUGGUUUGGUGUUUUCUAUGAGCCUCUACUGCCAGAUCCAGAGAAAAUGAAACUGUGGAAGUGACAGAAUGACAUCACCAGCCAAAUAGAAACAGUUCUAGAUAGAAGGAUAUUUGGCUUGUGACAUUCAGACAACUAUACACAUGAUCCAGGCAGCUGUUCUGAUGCAAACAGCAGCCUUGCACAUGUGGAUACUUCACAAUUUUCAAAAUGACCUCUUUAUUCUUCAUAAGGCUUAAUUAUGUGAAUACGAGUUUUAAUUUGCAAUAAACAUGUUUGUUUAUGUUUC